Diorhabda carinulata is the source of this 3309-nucleotide messenger RNA. It is a transcript of the gene Traf6, whose product is annotated as TNF receptor-associated factor 6. The coding region runs from base 203 to 1426 and encodes 407 amino acids. Gene Ontology annotation, biological process: regulation of canonical NF-kappaB signal transduction; regulation of apoptotic process; protein K63-linked ubiquitination. Gene Ontology annotation, cellular component: plasma membrane signaling receptor complex. The transcript is spliced from 8 exons. Gene Ontology annotation, molecular function: ubiquitin-protein transferase activity; zinc ion binding; protein binding. NCBI's taxonomy places the organism in Eukaryota, Metazoa, Arthropoda, Insecta, Coleoptera, Chrysomelidae. The record is from RefSeq and is a predicted model, not a curated record.
AGUUUUUUUAAAUAAAUCAUUUGUGAUGAUUUCCACUAAAUCUUCUUUUGACUUUAUAGAAAGAAUAUUUAGUGAAUAUAGCAAUUCAAUACGGUAUAUUUCGUUUACUUCCAUCUUUUGUAAUAUUUAUUUAUUAUUACACAUAUUUUUUUGGCGAUUUUAGAGUUCUCAAACUGGCAACACUUUUAUAUGAAUCGUGAAAAUGGCAAGUGGUGGCAUGUUUGAUGACAAAAUAAAUACAAAUGAUAUGUCUGUAGCAGAAGAAAGUUCAAUAAACGACGCUUUAGCACCAGAAGCUAGAUUUGAAUGUCCCAUUUGCCUAGCUUGGUUGAGAGAUCCAGUUCUAACCUCUUGUGGUCAUCGGUUUUGCAGAAAUUGUAUUUAUUCUUGGUUAGAGAGGGAGAAUGCUUGUCCUGUGGAUAACAUGAAAUUAAAUAAGGAAGAUAUAUUUCCAGAUAAUUUCACAAGAAGGGAAAUAUCUCAACAACGUACAAAGUGUCCAAAUAUUGUUAGAGGUUGUUUAAUAGAGUUAUCUCCCUUGGAUAUCGAAACUCACCUUAUGGUUUGUGAAUAUAAAAUUCCCGAAUUGCCAGAUAAUGAAAAAUUGCGAUGCUCUUUUAUGGAAGUUGGUUGCGAGGAAAAAUUUGAGGACGAACCCGAACUUCAGAGACAUUUGGAACAACACAUACAAAAACAUUUAACAAUGUUAUCUAAAGCAUAUGGAAAAAUUGUUGUGAAUAAUUAUCCAACGAAUAGUACUGCCAGCUUAUCAGAACAAGCUAAUUUCUGGGAUCCACCAGCAAAAAAUGAAGUGCAGUCUGUAGUUAAAGAUAAUAAUCUUCAAGAAUUGUUGAAGACACUGUAUGAGAAAAUAGUCUAUUUAGAACAAAAAACCAGAGAACAAGAUAUUAUAAUAGUAAAUAUGUCAGAACAAAUUUCAUCCCAUAAUCUUAGUAUGACAAAGCUGCAUCAGCGAUAUUGCAAUGGUUGUUAUUUAUGGUAUUUUAGUGACUUUAAAAACAAAAUUAAUGCAAUGAGGGAAAAUCCGCAUUUAAUGCACUACAGUCCAGGAUUUUUCACUAGUCCAAACGGAUAUAAACUAUGUCUGCGGUUGAAUUUGUCUCCCAAAGAUAAUAAUUACAUUGCAAUAUUAGUACAUGUUAUGAAAACUGAACACGAUCAUUCAUUAGAUUGGCCAUUUAGUGGCAGAUUAACAAUAAGUCUAAUUCAUCCUACGCAAUCAUUUCGCACCAUAAAAGAAACAAUGAUGACUCGUCCAGAACUAGAUGCAUUUAAACGUCCAGUACAAAAUAUGAAUACAAAAGGAUUUGGAUAUACUGAAUUCGCUUUGUUAGAAGAUAUAAUAGAACAAGACUUUAUUUCAAAUAAUCAGUUACUAAUAAAAAUACAAGCUCAAACACUUUAAAUAAAUUAUAACGUAUUAUACAACUACACUGAAGCUAACUUCAGUCUGUACGACCGAGCACGUGUUAACGAAAGGUCGCUGAGACCGAAUUCACUCAAAACGUUUGGCACAUCCAACCCACAAUUUCGUACUGAAAAGAGAUGUUUGGGGUAAGAAAGUACUUGGAGCCGUCGGGCUAUAGCGUGGCACAAUCGUAAUAUUUCGGAAAAAUUGUAAACUGUUAGCUUCAGAAGGUUAAUUAUUGAUAAAUUAUCUAUGUUAAUGCCAUAUAUUUUACAUAUUUUUAUUUUCCAUAUGUUAUUUCAAACAUAUCGUAAUAUUUAAUUUCAUCCUUCUAGUUGCAAAAUAUUAAAGGAACAUACUCAGUUAAAAUUUAUGAAAUUGGUUGAAUUAAUCUUACAGUAAAGCUUGGUUUAUGCAGCCAAAAUCAAAACUGAAUUGAAAUUAACAUUAAACUUAACUUUCUUGGUGGUAAUAUUUUGAUUUAUGCAAUAAAUUAAGAAUAAUUAUAAAUUACUGCUAAACAAAUAGAAAUUAUUUUGUCAUAAAAAUGUGGAAAUCUCCUGACACUAUCAGUGUUCCGCGCUCUGAAGGACAUAGCUGACUUUCAAACAAUGCUUUCUCCCAUUUUCUUAAUAUCAAUUUUAAAAAUAAAACACCACGGCGGAAAGCGGCGUAAUAACGCUAAUAUAAUUUCCGUAAACAAAGAACAAGCGUGUUGUUAAUAACACAAUAUCACCAAUACAGACUCAUCUGACGUAUUCUGUGCUCAUAACCUCACAAAAUUAAUGAAUUAAACUAAAAUGUUAAAAGUUUGCGAACUCUUUUGCGUUUAAUUAUAAUUUGCGUUUCAAUGUAUUUCAACUAGUAAUUUAAUUUGUUAGUUUAAUGGUAAUUUUUAAUUUUGGCAACAGAAACCAAGCUUAAGUCAUUGUUAAUUUUUAUAGUAAGUAUAUUUUAGUAGAUUACCUUACUAAAUAUUAUAAUACAAAGCCUCCUCCACGCCUGUCUUUCUCUAUCAGGAUAAAGUCAAAAAGUACUGAACAGAUUUUCAUUUGUUUUUAACGAAUGGAGUGUUUUAUAUGGAGGUUUAGAUAUAUAAGGUUUGUCAAGAGUUUGUGUAAGUCUGCACACAAUUGUCUGAAAAAUUGAAGUCCCUAGAAAGUUUCAUCAAAAACGCUCCAUAAUACUUGAUUGCAUGUGGCAUAAAUCUAUUUGUUACACUCAAAUACACUUUGGAUUCAAACGUAUUUAGUGGAUUAUAUUUGGAACUCGGCUUUCGCUAAACACCCCUUAAAACAAUAUGUGAUUCAAAAUAAUCUCUCAAAAUGGAAGGCUUCUUAACUUUAGACCGAUCUAUUGGUUUUUAAAAUAAAAAUGGAUAUUGAAUAUGAUUUGGGUAUUUUAAACACGGUGAUUCAAAACUCCACAUCCACACCGUGGGCAUCACGGACAAUCCGGAAUGCCGCUGGUACAUGGAGGAGGCUGAAACAGCAGACCGCCUGUAAGUUCUCACGAGCGCAGCUCAAACACACACACACACAGUAUGCCUAAUGACAUCAAAGCGCCUGAUCGGCUUCUCAAAGACAAAGGCCUUUCCGUCGAAGUGACUCAUGGCUACUAAAACUCCACGAUGCAACUAUCCAACCACGCUAGCCGAUAGGAUCUUACGACAAACAAAAUAUGUAUGCCUUUGCCCAACUGAAACCGGUCGCUUUGUUUUAUAAUAUGUAGGAUUUACAUAUUAUAACUCCUAUAAUUAAAUGUGAUCAAUAAAUUUGUAUUAUUAAUCCGUCCAAUAUUAAAACUAAUUAUAGUAGGUAUAUAUCUGUUAUUACAUUUUUAAUAUGUAUUAUUCAAAAAUAUAUUUUGUUUAAAACCUA